Molecule: messenger RNA, 2010 nt
Organism: Aspergillus pseudotamarii
Lineage: Eukaryota; Fungi; Ascomycota; Eurotiomycetes; Eurotiales; Aspergillaceae
Product: Zn(II)2Cys6 transcription factor
Exons: 7
Coding region: 1-2010 (669 amino acids)
Biological process (GO): regulation of DNA-templated transcription; DNA-templated transcription
Molecular function (GO): DNA binding; DNA-binding transcription factor activity, RNA polymerase II-specific; zinc ion binding
Source: RefSeq, a predicted model, not a curated record
AUGCCGCCUACGAAUUCUACUGCAUCCACCCGCCGCAGUCGGAGAACGAUUGCGUGUCAAACGUGUCGCCAACGCAAAGUGCGGUGCAGCUUGAAUGUCACCGGGGUGCCAUGUAUCGGCUGCACUCAGGACUGUACCCCAUGUAUAAUCACAACAAGGCGAGGACAGAAGUAUGAGAAACACGGUGGGCCGGUUCUCCUUGCAAACCCUCAGAGUCCCGAUCAGGCGCUUUCGCAGACCACAGCACGUAGAGUGGAGCUUCCAGCGUUCCAAGUUCAGCCACAGCAGCAUGUGCCCUUAAACGUAGAAGCCACCGCAGCUCGUGAAGCGCACGAUAUCGAAGAUGAAGAGCGCAACGGUGAUGAAAUUGCAGCUGCUGCUUUAGGGCAACCCCGAAGAGUAGGCGAAGUCCCUUUCUACACAGGAGACCGGACCGGGCCUGUGUCCACUCUGGAUAUCUGUUCACCAGAUCACUCUUUGCCAAGACACUGUCUAAUCCCAUCGAAUAGUCAGGCUACCCUGACAGACGAUGAUCGGGACUACCUCCAAAAGAAAGGAGUCUUCACCCUACCUGAGCCCGGCACUUGUGAGGGCCUCCUCCGUGCAUAUUUCUAUCAUGUGCAUCCGAUCAUGCCGGUAAUCGAAGUAGACUCCAUUCUGAACUAUCAACAUCAAGGGCGACUUGGUGACUGUAAUGUUCUACUGUUGUGGAGUGUAUUUUUUGUUGCGGUAAAUUUCAUAUCACCACGUCUCUAUGAGCAAGAAGGGUAUACCUCUCGAAAGCAAAUGAAAGCCACGAUGUACUCACGUGCAAAGUGCAUGUACGAUAACGGUGGGGAGAGAAACAAAGUGACACUUUUGCAAGCCUCCCUGCUGUUGGGAUUUUGGCAUUCAGAGCAAGAUGACCACAUGCAACCUUGGUACUGGACAGGCAUUGCAAUUAAUCUCUGCCAGAUGCUAGGUUUACAUCGGGAUCCAGAUUCCUUGAGGUAUAACUCAUCUAUCACAGAUCGUCAGAGACGUUUGUGGCGCCGUCUGUGGUGGACCUGUUUCUUCCGGGAUCGCUGGCUUGGGCUUACUCUUGGAAGGCCACUGAGGAUCAACUUGGAUGACUGUGACCUGCCGAUGUCAGUAACAGCUGACCUACUCAGCGAACUUGAUAGCAUACCUGAAGCCGUCUCAGUGUCAUAUAUUCCUCAAGAGCUUCCGAAACUGGCAGAGUUCUGGAUUAUUCUAAUUGAACUGAGCCAAUUUUUGGGUAAGGUUCUGGCUCUGAAAAGUCAACCCCCGAAGUCGAAGUCCUCUAUCAGUCAGAUCAAUGCCCUUGAAGCACAGAUCACACAAUGCAGAUUACCAGACCAAGAUGAACAUGACCUGACUCCUUUGGCAAAGUUUUACGCACACCAUGUUCAUCUGCAUUAUCAGGCGCUUCUGAUUACACUCUACCGUCCCUCCGCAAGCGAACAUCUUGAUAAUCUUGCUCUGGAUCAACAAGGGUCUGAGCAGCGACGCCUACAGUCCAAAGCUGACACCGCGGCAUCAAAAUCAACCGAGAUCCUUGACAUCCUUGUUCGGGAGAAUCUGCUCGAAUAUGUAGGGCCAAUGACACCGGCCCUCUUAGUCCCAGUCAUGCAAACCCACCUUCUUAAUUGUAGCUAUGCCAAUCCACUUUCGAAACGUUUCAGCUUCAAUAAACUUGAUAUGUGUAUGGGCGUACUGGAAGAAUUGCAGAAAACGUAUACAGUUGCGUCUUUAUUUCGUGGGAUUUUCAUGAAGGCUCUACAACAAAUAGCUCCAGCAUACGCCCCGAACUCGCCCCCAUCCCAUCCGCCUGUUGCCUCCACAGGUGAUCCGGCUGGUCCUCACUCGGAUACUGUCACUGUUGAAACAACUAAUGGGCAAUGUAAUCAGAUGAUCGGUGCUGGAUCAUCUAUGUCUGUUGGCUUUAUCGAUGCUUUAAUAGAUGAGAACUCAAUCUUCGAUUUUUUAGAUACGUGGAAUGAAAAUUAA